Molecule: messenger RNA, 1147 nt
Organism: Mauremys mutica (yellowpond turtle)
Lineage: Eukaryota; Metazoa; Chordata; Testudines; Geoemydidae
Gene: CTXND2
Product: cortexin domain containing 2
Exons: 2
Coding region: 974-1147 (57 amino acids)
Source: RefSeq, a predicted model, not a curated record
CCUCCCCAGGAAGAUUAAAAUCUUUGAGACGCAAAAGAAGGCAAGUGCAAGAGGGAUGUGACACUUGUGGCAAACACAAUUCUUUGCAGUGAUGUGCAAAAACACACGCACCUGGCCAGAUGCAUUUAGACACACAAACCUGCAAAUCCCAGAAGGCCAGACCUGUCUAUACAGUGAAUCAGCUCCAGGGCUUAUGAUCUUUCCAGCUCACAGACAGCACGGCUUCAAGGCUUCCUGCAUACACCAAUGCCCUGGUACCUCAUCUGGGGGGGGGGGGGGGAGAAUGUUUCGCAGAUAUACUGCCAGUAGCCUGGCAGUAUAUCUCCCCCUCCACCUUGUCUCCACCUUCCCUCCAACACUUCCCAUGUGCAGAGGCUGUGUGGGAUCCAGGAACAGUGGGGGAGUGCCUUGCAGGUGGCUAACCUCCCUUCCCUAGAGAAGAGGGGAGAUCCAUGCACAGUGGGUCCUUUCUAGGUGCUCUCAAGGUGACAAGCCGGCCCAUGCUGAUUUCCAGUCAUGGCCAUGAAAAUAUCCCUCUCACCAAAGUAAAGACUUGCCCAGUUGGUCAGGUGCCUCAUUCAGGUUUUGUUUGCCUUCCUCCAAAACGUCGGGUAUCGUCGUAUCAUCAGAUCAGACGGACCUAUCAUCUGUUCUGGUGUGGUGUCCUUACCUCUCUGCAUAAUGGAGUCAGCCCUGCUCCCAUAAAGUCCAUGCCAAAACCCCCGUUGACUUCAAGGGAUGCAGGACCGGGACCAAGAUAUUUAGGGCUCAGUCUCUCUGGGCCAGAUCCAGUGCCCAUUCAGGUCAAUGGGAGUCUUUACAUGGACAUCAAUGGGUGCUGGAUUAGGUCCAGUAAUUGUCCUUAUAGGAGAAUUCUUGCACCUUCCUAUGAAGCAGCCGGUACUGGCCAUUGUUGGAGGUGAUGGAUGUGCGGGAGCUCAGAGGACAGAGAAGGGCAUGAAGGCGGAGCCCUAUGGAGAGCCCAACAGUGCAGCCGUACGUUGACGUGGACAAGGGGUUUGCCAUUGGGUUUGUCAUCCUGAUGUGCUUCUUCCUGAUGGCCAUGAUUGUGAGGUGCGCCAAGCUUAUCGUGGACCCGUACAGCGCCAUCCCCACCUCCACGUGGGAGGAGGAGCAGAUCAAUUGA